Molecule: messenger RNA, 2683 nt
Organism: Apis florea (little honeybee)
Lineage: Eukaryota; Metazoa; Arthropoda; Insecta; Hymenoptera; Apidae
Product: membralin
Biological process (GO): positive regulation of ERAD pathway; response to endoplasmic reticulum stress
Cellular component (GO): endoplasmic reticulum
Source: RefSeq, a predicted model, not a curated record
UAAUAUUUGAGGACUACUAUAUACAAGUUGUCGAAUAUCAAAACAUAUGAUGAUGAAGUGACAAUUUCACGAGAAUCAAGUUGUUAAUACUUGCAAGCUGUAUUCUUAUAAAUCUAUUAUUAUCUGUAGUGACACGCAGAGGACCGAUAAAACAUUAGAAAUAUAACGUUAUAGUACGACAUUCAACAUUAAAAAAAGGAUUUACUUCAAAUCUUAUAGAAUAUUUCAUUCAUUUUGAUUUGGAAAUGUAUAUAUACAACAUGUAUAAAUAUUUUUUAAAAAAUUCAUACAUGGAAGUUGUAUGAGUAGAAACUAUUAGCUGUUACAUCAUCUUAUACACAAAUAUUAUAUAAUAUUUAAAAUGCCACAAGUGGAUGGUGCUACAAUACCAAUAACGAAUAAUCAGAACAGUGCAACUGUACAUAAUAAUCAUAAUACAAGUAGUUCAACUCGAUCAGCCUUAAAUAAUAACAAUAUGAAUACUGCUAGAAAUAAUAAUAACCAAAAUCCACUAGUUAAUGUAAGGGAUAGGUUGUUUCAUGCAAUAUUUAUUAAGGCUGCAUUAACUUAUGCAAGAACAUUUCCACGACCUGUCAGAAGAUUUAUAGAAUUUAUAGUUUUAUUGAAGGCUAUAGCAGCAUUUUUUGUUUUGGCUUAUAUUCAUAUAGUAUUUUCACGAGCACCAACUAAUUGUUUAGAACAUAUAAGAGAUGAUUGGCCACGUGAUGGUAUAUUAAGAGUUGAGAUACUUAAAAAUGGAGGAGAAGAUUAUAGUAUAGAAAAGAGUUAUGCAAAGGAGGAAAAGUUACGACAAGAAAAAGUUGAUGAUUUAACUAGUGCUUUAGGAAUAUUAACUAGGGAUGGAUUUAUCAAUAUUGAACCAUCAGCUGUUGAUGAAGAACGUGAUACUACUAAUGCAUUGAACGAAGAAAAUCAUGACAGUUUAACAUUAUCUGAAAAAGAAAUAGUUAUUCAAAGUGCCACUGUUUCUGGUGAAACACAAGAUCCAAAUUUAAGUAUUACUAAUACAACAACAAAUCCUUCAUUACCUACUAAACUUUGGAAUGAAAUGAAUGUAGACAGUAAAGAAAUAUCAGAUAAAAAGCUACCCCUAAUGAAUACACAGAAUAGUACUAUAGGGCAGGAUAAUAAAUCUAAUAAAGAAGAUGUUAUUCGACCUUUAAAAGAUUCAAAUUCUGAAGUUAGGGCAGGUGAUGGUUAUAUUGUAGAAUAUUCAUUAGAAUAUGGUUUCUUGAGAUUAUCGCCUGUAGCACGGCAAAGAUUAAAUAUUCCUGUAAAAAUCGUUACUUUAGAUCCUGUUAACGAUAAAUGUUUUGGCGAUGAUUUUUCAAGAUUAAUACUCGAUGAACUCUUAGGAUAUGAUGAUUUAUUAAUGGCAAGCAUUAAAACAUUGGCAGAGCAUGAAGAUAAUCAAGGUUUUUUACGAAACGUGGUAACAGGAGAACAUUAUCGAUUUGUAAACAUGUGGAUGGCUAGAACUACAUAUCUUGCUGCAUUUUUUAUCAUGUUAGUUUUUACUAUCUCCAUUUCGAUGUUACUACGGUACUCACACCACCAGAUUUUUGUCUUCAUUGUGGAUCUGCUUCAAAUGUUGGAGUUCAACUUAACGGUUACGUUCCCUGCUGCAUCUCUGCUCACGGUGCUUUUGGCCCUUGUUGGAAUGGAGGCAAUCAUGUCAGAAUUCUUCAACGACACCACGACCGCAUUUUACAUUAUACUGAUCGUUUGGAUCGCCGAUCAAUACGAUGCCAUUUGCUGCCACACGCCGGUUACAAAGAGACACUGGUUACGAUUCUUCUACCUCUAUCACUUCUCCUUCUAUGCCUACCAUUAUCGAUUCAACGGGCAGUACAGCAGUUUGGCGCUCGUCACGUCUUGGCUGUUUAUACAGCACUCGAUGCUGUACUUCUUCCACCACUACGAGUUGCCCGUGAUCCUGCAGCAGGCCCAGUUGCAGCACCUUCUGUUCCGCAAUCACGCACAGGCCGGUAUGGCCGAGCAACCCUCGCCCGAGCAGCCCAUUUCGAAUCGGGCGUUGACCGAGCCAACACCUGAACCCUCACCUGCGCGAGAGUCGACGACAGCCACCGAGAAUCAGGCCCAACAAGCGACCCCCUCGGCUCAGUUGCAACAAGGACCCGAGUCGACCAAUCCUGCCAACGCGGAGGAACGAGUCGAGGCCGCAGCGGCGACGCCAUCUUCGUCCACCAACGAAGAACAGAGCAACGAAGCAACAGGGGGCGCCGCGGAGCAGCAGCAGCAGCAGCCAUCGUCGAACAACGGGAGAUCGGAUUGCAAAACAGAGGUGGCGUUACCUGGCGUUCCGAAGAUCGGGGACAAUGGAUCAUCGACCGACAGUUCGACGACGGAGGGGUUCGAGGUGAUCGAGGCCACGGAGGCGACGCGGAAGGAAACGACAUCCUGUCAGGACAAGUAGAGGAACGUUAAAACGCCUCGAGCCAUGCCAGUUGCAUAUACACCCGGACAGUCGAGGAGGAGAGGGAGGUUGUCAUUUCAGCGCGGGUGCAUCCGCGAGAAUAGAUCGUCUUGAAGCCGAAGACCUCGAGGUUCGCAGACAAUUGAAAAAGGAGGAAAGGGAGAGAAGAGAGAGAGAGAGAGAAGAGAGAGAGAGAGAGAGAGAGAGAGAGAGAGAGAGAGAGAG